CUCAGUUUGUGUUAGUUUUGCUGCGAGGUUCCACCGUUCCGGUUUAAUAUGUGCCCUAAUCUCGUGACGCUUCUCGUAAUCCAUCUGGGGUUUUAGCUUUUUGUGGGGGGAAAUGGUGCUAGGGUUUUAGGGUUCCCCUUUAACUGUAGUCUUCUACAUCGCCUUGUAACGGCACUGUAAAAACAACCGAAAUCCAUCUAUACUACCUUCUUCUCCACCUCCUUAUCCUCCUCCCCCCUUCUCUGUGCCCCAUCGGAAGACAUGGAUAGAUAUCAGAGAGUCGAGAAACCGAGGCCUGAGUCGGCGAUAAACGAGAACGAGAUCCGAAUCACCACACAGGGCCUCAUAAGGAACUAUAUCACCUAUGCAACUAGUCUCCUUCAGGAGAAAAGGGUGAGAGAGAUUGUCUUGAAGGCAAUGGGACAGGCAAUCAGCAAGACGGUGGCCAUUGCUGAGAUUAUAAAGAAGAGAAUCCCAGGGUUGCAUCAAGAAACUACCAUCAGCUCUACAAGUAUAACUGAUGUCUGGGAGCCUAUUGAGGAAGGCCUUGUACCCUUGGAGAUGACUCGUCAUGUUUCAAUGAUUUCAAUCUCUUUGUCAACAAGGGAGCUAAACAAAAACUCUCCUGGGUAUCAAGCUCCGUCAUAUGCAGAGCAGCCAAAGCAGCAGUAUCAGCAACAGCAGCAGCUACAACCAAAACAAGCUCCUGCUCCAAUCGGUGGUGCAAAUGAAGGUCAUAUUUCUGCUAUGGAUUCAUAUGGCCGGGGACGAGGACGUGGUAGAGGGAGAGGAAGGGGUUGGGGGAGAGGUGGAUAUGGGAACAACACCCAAGAAAAUGGUGGCUAUUGGGGUCGAGGUGGGAACAACAACCAAGAAAAUGGUGGCUAUUGGGGUCAAGGUGGGAACAACACCCAAGAAAAUGGUGGCUAUUGGGGUCGAGGUGGCGGACGAGGCAGAGGUUGGGGCUAUCGUGGUGCUGGAUAUGAAAGAGGCAGAGGUGGAGGCAGGGGUUAUGGUCGUGGCCGGGGACGUAUGGGUGGCGGACGUAUGGGUGGCCGUUGGAGGGGUGGUGGCAAUCAGUUCUAGUUGUUGGGUUGGCAUGUUUUGUUUUACUCUAGCUAAGUUCUUGCCUUGGCGUUUAUAGGGAGGAGUAUAUAGGGAAAAGUAUUCGAGGACUGUAUUUCCAGCAUCAAACUGUGGCUUAUUCUCAAGGGGUUAUUGGAGCAGUUUUUGUUCAUAUUUUUUUUUGAUAUGGAUUGUGGGCUGGCUUGCUUUAUGGUUGUUGAUUCUCAAGUGAUUACUCAAUUUCUGUAAUUCAUCUCUCACCGCCUCCUGAAUCCUCUCUUGUAUUUAUCCCAUUUUCUUAGUGUAUGUAUUUGCUUUGGAAACCCCUAUUCCUAAUGCAAGGUUUACCUGUACAAA
Telopea speciosissima is the source of this 1422-nucleotide messenger RNA. RefSeq names its product ribonuclease P protein subunit p25-like protein. The record is from RefSeq and is a predicted model, not a curated record. The transcript is spliced from 10 exons. Bases 262 to 1086 code for a protein of 274 amino acids. Gene Ontology annotation, molecular function: RNA binding. NCBI's taxonomy places the organism in Eukaryota, Viridiplantae, Streptophyta, Magnoliopsida, Proteales, Proteaceae.